UUACUCAACAUUUGAACAUAGGCUCUCCUGCUUGGACGUAGAAUUUGCUUUUAUUUUUGGGGAUGAGUGCCAAAAAGGCUUCCUCGCGCGGUGCUCCGCCCGGCAUACAGUUCAGCACGCCCGUCGGCGCACCCGAAACCAAGCGCAAGAUGCUGCUCUACAAGCGGCUUCUGAGCAGGGAGCUGCUCCGCGAUGAGCGAACUCCGCAGCAGAUCCGCUCGGCCCGGAGGCGGAGAGAGCAGCAGGAGGCCGAAGGCGUGUUUCCAACCUCCUGAUCAAUGCAGACACCCAACAGGAGCAUUAUUCAAAACGAAUA
This is a messenger RNA of Drosophila guanche, 316 nucleotides long. RefSeq lists its product as uncharacterized. NCBI's taxonomy places the organism in Eukaryota, Metazoa, Arthropoda, Insecta, Diptera, Drosophilidae. The coding region runs from base 63 to 275 and encodes 70 amino acids. The record is from RefSeq and is a predicted model, not a curated record. The transcript has 2 exons.